UAGCUAUGGUAAAUCGAGUUUUCUGCUGUGCUGAAUGCAUUAGUCUAAUGAGAUGUUUGCAGCCGGAGAGCAGGGCUGCUGGAGACUAACUGAGAGCUACUAACACACAGUGGAAGAUAGCUUUCGUAAUACUCGGUUUGCUUGUGCCGAAAGUCAUCCGUCUUCUGAGUCAACACUCCUGACCUGGUAGACAACCUGAUCAGGGCUCUCGUGAACAGCUGUAGCACGUCCUCUGCCUGUGAGCGAUUUGUCACCUCAUUCUGUAAGACUGGCACCAGCAGAAAUGCAGUCUCAGAGGACCCCGGGGAGAAAGCGAGGCCGACCCCCACUUCACUCCACACCUCUGAAGAUGGCAGUUCAUACCCUUUAUUCUGCUUCAGGUGGUUCUUCACCAGCAAUAAAGAUACCAAAGAAAAGAGGGCGGAAACCCGGGUACAAGCUCAAGCCUCAAGUCCUCAUGACUCCACUAGCCCUCCUACCUGUACGGAGUACCCCAGAACCCAACCUCAGCUCCAUUCCUCAGGACGCAGCCACUGUCCCCAGCCUGGCCGCAACCCCGCAGACCCUCACAGUCUGCCUCUACAUCAACAAGAGGGCCAACGCGGGGCCCUUCCUGGAGAGGAGGAAGGUGCAGCAGCUGCCCGAGCACUUCGGGCCCGAGAGGCCGGCAGCCGUACUGCAGCAGGCCGUGCAGGCCUGCAUCGACUGUGCCCACCAGCAGAAGCUGGUCUUCUCCCUCGUCAAGCCGGGCUUUGGUGGUGAGGUGGUGUCAGUCUCAGCAUCCUUUGAUGGCAAACAGCACCUGCGGAGUGUGCCCGUGGUGAACAGUGUUGGGUACGUCCUCCGCUUCCUGACCAAGCUGUGCCGAAGCCUUCUGUGUGACGACCUCUUCAGCCACCAGCCCUUCCCCAGGGGCUGCAGUGCCUCUGAGAAAGUCCAGGACAAAGAGGAAGGGAGAAUGGAAUCAGCCAAGACUCUGACCGCUGAAGAGUGCCUGGUGGACCCUGCGGGCAUGAGCCGCUCCGGGGUGGACCCCUCUGCCGCCGCCUUUCACCACCGGGGCUCCCUGCCUGCCCCUUCCUCGCUGUACUGCAAGAGGCAGAACUCUGGAGACAGCCACCUUGGGGGAAGCUCUGCCAUCACCACUGGUGGUCCCCGCACCGGUCCCAGGACCUCUGAAGGCCCCCCAGCACUUGGGCUGAGGCCCCCAGCCUCCAAUCUCAAGAGAAACGGGACCGUUCUUGAAGGAAACAAAUGUGCCUCGAGCUCUACUCUGGAUGGGCAGAACACCAGGCGGCCACGGAGCAGGAACCCCUACAACUGGACUGUGGAGGACGUGGUGUGGUUUGUGAACGAUGCUGACCCGCAGGCUCUGGGGCCCCACGUGGAGCUCUUCAGGAAGCAUGAGAUUGACGGCUAUGCGCUAUUGCUGCUGAAGAGCGACAUGAUCAUGAAGUAUCUGGGCCUCAAGCUGGGACCUGCACUGAAACUCUGCUACCACAUCGACAAGCUGAAGCAAGGCAAGUUCUGAAGUCUUCCAAAAGAUAGAAGCAACAUCCAGAACAACAGUUUAUCUUCUGCCUUACCAACACCCAACCCACAUCACAAAAUAGAUUCUCCUAAAAUUUAAUGGCCGCGAAGACUUGCUCUUUUUAUAAAAUUUGUUUAUCUUUGCCUUUUUAAAAACUCAACAUGGCCCUUUUUGAAAGGCCUGGUCUAUGUUAAUGUUUUGCCAAAAAAAAGUUACAAAAAGCCUGUUAUUUUUGAUGUUCCUGAUAUGUUCGUUGCUCCUAAGUUGGGCUCUAUUUGUAUAAUUAGAGAAUGGUUAUAGAAUGCUAAUACCCAAGGAAGACCUUGGAGGGCUCAAGGGAUGUGAAAAGGACUUCUGUCCCUGCUGACUCUGCAGGAUGUCAACCACAGCACCACCUGCCUCUAACUUUGACCUUGUGUGAGCCUUGUCUGACUCAGCUCGGGAAACUGUCUUCUGAGGAUGACUGCCUCACCUUGCACUAUCCGGAAAACUUGAAUUCUUUUGCUCUCUGAAAAAGAAAGGAAAAAAAAUUUUUUUUUUCCUAUUCCUAGUUAUUUGAAGUUCUGUGUUGCUCCACUAGAGGGCAGACUGCUAAUGAAACUUCAGGACCCUUGCUGGCUCUAGCCACACAGUUACUUGGUGCUCAGUGGGUGGGUUAGGGUUUCUAUAAUAUACAAGAGCUAGCCUACACAGAAACCGGGGGUGUAUUCCACAGUCAGCACCACAGAUUGCAACUUGGGAAGAAACCAUCAUCAGAGGGUUCAUAUCCAAUCAUUACGGACGGACUGAUAGCCCAAGAAGCAAAGGCAAGAAUUUGGAAACAUGAUCUGCCCAGAUGGGGCUUUGGAGUCCCUUCCUUUCCAGAGUCCUUAUUGAGGUGUUGGUGUGUUGGCAUGCUGAAGAAUUUUAGUGACAUUUAGCCAUGAGUGUUCCUUUUUAAAAGAAAAAGAAAAAAAAAUGUUGCAACUAAGCUUUGAGAGUGUUGAUUUUUGAUUGCACUGCUCGAUUAUGUAGUUGUAUCUGUGGCUAAUUUUUC
This is a messenger RNA of Nycticebus coucang (slow loris), 2567 nucleotides long. It is a transcript of the gene SCML4, whose product is annotated as Scm polycomb group protein like 4. The record is from RefSeq and is a predicted model, not a curated record. Gene Ontology annotation, molecular function: protein binding. The coding region runs from base 284 to 1531 and encodes 415 amino acids. NCBI's taxonomy places the organism in Eukaryota, Metazoa, Chordata, Mammalia, Primates, Lorisidae. The transcript is spliced from 8 exons.